AAUGCAGAAGAGUUUUGGGAAUUGCUUAUGUUUCUUGCGAAUGUAGAAUACUUGCUUAGUUGAUUGUGUUUAAUUGUGACGUUUCUCAAAAUGAAAUUUUUUGCUUUCUACUUUUUUUAUACCGCCGGUGUGCUUGCCCUCUAUCAAUAUAACGCUCCGAAAUUCCAAAACCGGUUGGGCGAUUGUGAGCCAUUCACUGUCGAAUUCAUAGCGGGACUAGUUUCGAAGGAGGCACGUCAAAUACUCGAUCCAGGAUCACGUUCACGUCAAAAGCAAUUGCGAUACGAUCUGUUUACACGUCUGAAUCCACACAAACGACAAGUACUGUUAACUGGCGACCGCAACCGGCUGCUGACCUCGAACUUUAAUGCCAGCUGGCCAGUCAGAUUCUCCAUUCACGGCUGGAAUGGCCAAACGACUACCUGCUCGAAUGCCGCCAUCAAAGAUGCCUACCUCGCCGUGCACGAUUACAAUGUCAUUUUGGUCGACUGGACAGAUUACUCAUUGGACAUAAAUUAUAUACGCGUGGUAGCGGAAAUUUUCGAAAUCGCACGCAAAUUCAACGAGUUCACCCGUUUCCUGCACAACCACACCGCCAUCCCGUUCAGUGAAAUGUACUUAAUAGCGCACAGCGCCGGCUGUCACAUAGCUGGUGUGGCUGGAAAAUUACUGCAACCAGACAAAUAUGGCGUCAUCUAUGCGCUCGAUACUUCCGGACCCAUUCACCGAAGGUUUGACGCGAAAUGGCGACUCGCAUCAACGGAUGCCAUUUAUGUGGAGUCCGUACAAAGUGAUGUCGCAUUAUUUGGCUUUCCCGCCGACAAUCUCGCACACGCUUCUUUCUAUCCCAACUGGGGUCUGGGACAACCGCAUUGUCCGAACGCAACGACAAUGGAGCCAGACUUUACAUGCGAUCAUUUCGGUGCUUUGUAUUACUUUGUGGAGUCCUUGCAAAAUCCGUGGGCUUUUGGUGCAAUAAAGUGCAAGAAUUAUAAGAGCAUAGAAAACUACACAUGCGGCUGCGGUGCGCCGCAUUGUAGGACGAGUGAUUUUAUGGGUGGUGAUCCAGCGGUGCCGAAGAAAGGCGUCUUUUACUUUAGCACGCGUAAGACAAUGCCCUACGGAUACGGCGAGAUAUGUCGAAUGAAAAGACCGAUCAAACCGACUAUAGCGAGGAUAUAACUGCGGAUAGGAAUGUUCGAAACUUCAUACCUCGAACUAAGCCUUGCAGCAAUGAAGGAAGAAGUUUGUAGAUCUGGAGUUUUAUUGAUUUGAUUGGGGGUUUUGAGUUAAAUUUUUUUCUUCGGGAUCUCUCAGCCAAAAAAUUAAAUUAAGUAUGCAGUGGAUGUAGACGUUAAGUUACAAAAUCAAACAAGAAAUUACGUAAAAAUAUUCAACAACUAUAAUAAAAGCUGGAUGAAUCAACACUUAAACCAAUAAUAAAAGCAUUUUAAGCCGCAUGAAAUGUAAAGCACUUCAGCUUACUUGGUUACUGGUAGAGCAAAGUAAAGUUGGUUACGACAGGCUGAUUUCAUAAGCCGGCAAAGUUAUUUUUUUUUUUUUUUUAUAAACAAAACAACGAAAUUUAGGGACCCUUUUUAGGUGCUUGGCCGCGCUCCCCCUCCUAU
Molecule: messenger RNA, 1628 nt
Organism: Anastrepha ludens (Mexican fruit fly)
Lineage: Eukaryota; Metazoa; Arthropoda; Insecta; Diptera; Tephritidae
Product: phospholipase A1-like
Exons: 3
Coding region: 91-1182 (363 amino acids)
Molecular function (GO): lipase activity
Source: RefSeq, a predicted model, not a curated record